Leptopilina boulardi is the source of this 7874-nucleotide messenger RNA. Its product is annotated as serine/arginine repetitive matrix protein 2. NCBI's taxonomy places the organism in Eukaryota, Metazoa, Arthropoda, Insecta, Hymenoptera, Figitidae. Gene Ontology annotation, biological process: positive regulation of transcription by RNA polymerase II. The record is from RefSeq and is a predicted model, not a curated record. Gene Ontology annotation, cellular component: nucleus. Gene Ontology annotation, molecular function: RNA binding; transcription factor binding. The transcript has 14 exons. Bases 669 to 4430 code for a protein of 1253 amino acids.
AUAUAUUUGUUCAGUGGUUAAAACCGGAUAAAUGUCGGGUCCAUGAAGACCAACCGGGAAAGUGUUAUGUGGCGAAAAUUUAUAUUUUAUUGUUUUGAAAUUGCAUAUUUUUUUGAAAAGUAAAUGUUCCAAGUGAAUUUGUCAGUACAAUUUUCUAUGGAUUAAGUGAAUGUGCGUUUUUUGAAAGACGAUGUUGGCAAUGCAAUAAUGUAGUGACACGGAAACACGUGUAUAAAAAUAACGCUUUUAUUUGGAGACAAGUGUGUAGUUUGACAUGUCGUUAACAAAGUGCAUAACUAAAGAUAUACAAUAAUAGUUUCUCAAUUGGUGAAUCUUUUUUCAAGUUGGAUUAUUGUUAUAAGAAUUAUAUGUAACCUCAUAGUAUGCAACAAUAUGUGUGGGUGCUACGUGAGCGACACAUUAAAUCACAAUUUUCGGCUUACUAUCGUUACAUAAGGUAUAUAUUGUGUUUAUUUGGCAGUCUACGAGUGAUUUUCAUUGAAAAACAGUUUCCAUUUGAGAUUUAAUGUGAGUUUCAUGUGUAUAAUAUUUAUUGAUACAUAUCUGUACCAUUGUCUGUACGGUCUGUACAGUCAGCAUGCUUGUUAACCUCCUGAGAACUAAUUAACAUUUUUUUGAUUAAAAAGUUAUUGUUAUAACAAUUAAAGAUGGAGACUGAUUAUUUAAAUAUGCGUGAUGAGCAGCAACGCUAUCCAUCUUUAUCGAUUAUGGAGCAGUUCGAGCUGUUUUUACAGAAUGAUUAUGUGAUGCCAAAUCCACUUCCAACUCCAUUAUGUGAAGAAGGCUCUUUACUUAAAGUUGUUGAGAGCGAUUUUGAUUACAUGGAAAAUCAAUUGGACACAAGUGGUUUGUCCUGGGGAUCGGAACAGGAACUCAAUGGUGAUAUGGCUGUAUUACCAGUUUCUGGAGUUGCUUCAGUCUAUCCAAAAAUGGAGAGUUUAAGCGAAGAUUUUGCUAAAGUUCUCAAUGAUUGGCAAGAGCAUUUGGGCUUUUUAGAGACAUGUGAAUUUGAGGAACGAAUGAAUUCGUUGGACAUUGAUCGUCCUACAUCAAGAUAUCCUGUUCUACCCGAAAACAUAUUUGAUGAUGAUUUUCAUCCUCCAUCAAAAUCGGAAAAAAAGAUUCUUGAUGAUAAAAGUUUAAAGACAUCUUUAAAUUUAGUCAAUGAUUUAGAGGCAAGUAGUAGCAGUAGUGCUCUUGAUUGUCCCAUUGAAGAGAUUAAUGAAGAGACAAAUAAAAGUAAAAGAACACGAAAAAAUUUAGGCAAACAGAAAAUUAAAACUGAAGUAAAAAAGGAAAUUAAUUAUGCCGAAGAUUUAGGUGAUGAUAAUUGGUUUUUGGAUGAUAUAGAUUUAAUAGAAACAUCGUCAGUUUUGGAAGCUGGUGAUGUCACUGAUCUUCUUGAACAAUUUGAGGCUUCUGAAAUAGUACCAGAAUCUUCUUUAUCAAUGAUAAAUGAUACUAAAGAAUUGUGCCAAGAAGAAAUGAAGAAAAAGAAGAAAAGAGAAAUUUUGAAUAUUAAAGAAGAUGCUAUUGAACUUCCUCCCACAAAGAAACGAAAAUCUGAGAAGAAAACGACAAUAAAAGUCAACGAGAAUGUCCCAAAGAAAUCAGCGAAAAUUCAAGAAAAUCUUCAGCGUGAUGUCAAAAAAACACUUCCCAAAGAAGUUAUUGACAGGAUACAGGCUUCAAAUCGCAAGAAACCUAUAUCAGUCAUACCAGCAUUGCCAGAGAAGAAACCUGGCGUUCGUUGCAAAGGAACAAAAAUGCAGAAUUCAGACGCCACAAACUCCCGGAAUAAACAACUGAAAAUAGUGUCAAACAAAGAUAAUACUUUGGAAGGAUCAGUUCAAUUGGAUCACGAUUAUUGCAGUAAUGGCAAUACAAUAAAUUCAAAGAGUAAAACUUCCUCUAAACCAAAAGUGAAAAAGAUAACGAAAAAAAUUGCAAAAAUUGAAUCAACACGUCAAAUAAUAAACGAUAAAUUAAAUAGCGUUCUUUCAAUUGACAAUAAUGAGAUGAAGAAAAAUAAUAUUUUAGAAUCGCCAAGACAGAAUAAUAAUACAAGAGAAGAAAAAAUUGAUUCUAAAGAAUUGUCCACGGAAAAAGUGAAGAAAAAACAAUUUUCCCUAAAGAAAGUUGAAAUUACACAAAUUGUUGACAAUAAAGUGUCACCAAUCAAAGAAAAUAAAACCACAUCAACAAUUACCACAACAGUGAAGAAACAAUUUACGGAAAUGAAAGUAAGACCCGCCGUGACAACAAGUAUUCUUCAAACACGUAAAGGAGGAGUUAUCACAAAAACAAAAUCAAUUGAGGGCCCACAAAAAAUGAUUUCUGUACUCAAAAAACCACCACCACCAUCAUCAUCAUCGUCGUCAUCAUCAUCAUCAUCAUCAUCACAAACGGUUCAAACUCUCGUUUGCAAUAAAUCAAAUGAGAGUAUUGUGACAACUACAAAUAGUUUAAAUAAUGAAGUACAAAAUAUAAUUGUUCAAACACAAUCAAUUGAUUCAUUACAGGAGAAUGAAAAGAAACCACUAUUGCCACAACGUAAAAAAUUAAAUCUCGCCGAAUAUAGAAGUAGACGUGAACAAAAUCGUAGCGACAAUAGUCGUACGAAUUCACCAAUUCAACCAAUGACAUUGGUUUAUAUUUAUCACGCGUCAACCACUACUGAUCCAAUUCAAACUGAUCACGAUAAUGUCAUUUGGUCCGAGAGGGAAAUUGUAUCAAUUUUAAAACCAAAAUCAGAAAUUGAAGAAAUAAAAGUCGAUACAAAACCCGCCGUUCGCGACGCAUCAGUUCAAACAAAUGAAACUGUUUUCAAUCAAAUUCCAAGAUCAAAUUUCGAUUCUGCGCCAGUGAUUUCUAAGAAAAUUGAAAGAUCAACAGAUGGAAAACGAUUAAUUGAUAAACGAUUAAUGACAAAUAGUAGUAGUAGUACUAAUAGUAGUGUUAGUAUUCGAGGAAUUGAUAAUAAACGAUCAUUUGAUAAACAAAUUGAAUCAAAAUCAAAUGAUAAUCGUCGUCAAAUUGAAGGUAAAACAUUGAUUGAAAAUAAGCGAAAAAUUGAAAAUAAACCAAUAGAUAAGCGUGAUAAUACCUCAAUUGAAAAUAAAGAACGUAUUGAAAGUAAAUCGACAAUAGAGAAUAAGAGAAAAAUUGAUAAUAAACUUUUAGUUGAGAAUAAAGGAAUUGAAAAUAAACUGGAAAAUAAAUCACCAAUUGAAAAUAAACGAAUAGUUGAGCAAAAUUCAACUAAAUCACCUGAGAAUCUUUUAAUUAAAGGUAAAUCAGAUGAAUCAAGUAAAUCCAUUGAAAAAACAAAUAAAAAAAUCAGUUCUUCCAAUUGUUCAAAUAAUGAAUCGAAUAAUUCAGCCAAGGAUAUUGAUGAAAGAAUUCGAACGAGUAAAAAAGUGAGAAAUUACAGAAGAAGAGGAUCAUCAGAAUCAAGUCGAUCGUUAUCACGUAGCCGAAGUCGAAGUAGAAGUCGAAUAAGAAGUAGAAAUAGAAAUCGAAAUCGUAGCCGAAGUAAAAGUCGAUCAUGUCGACGAACACCAGAACGUCGUCGACGAAUAAGUCAUCGUCGCAGUUCAGUUAGUUCAAGUAGCAGUUGGUCAUCACGAUCAUAUACAAAAUCAUCAUCUAGUUUUAGAACAAGAUCAUCGCGAUCACGUUCACGUUCACCGAGAUUCUCCCGUUCAAGAUCGAUAUCAAGAUCAAGAUCGAGAUCAAAAUCAAGACUGAGAUCAAGAUCCAGAUCACGAUCAUCGUCACGAUUCUCCAGUUGCUCAAGGUUGUCGUCUCGCUCUAUUUUCACAAGGAGUAGAUGGUCAGGUCGACGAAGAUGGGAAAACCGCGAGCGGAAACGAAGUUAUGAUAGGAGCAGGCGUCGCUCCUCUGGUAGUAGUAACGACAACAGAAAUUCGAGGAGAUCUACUUCUCGUUCGUAUAGAAGACCAUACGAUGGUUGGUAUGAUAGAGAAAAGCAAAGACAAGUUGAGGAGCGAAGAGUAAUUUACGUUGGAAGACUCGAGGAGGGAAUAACGAAAGCUGACUUGAGAAGAAGAUUCGAAACUUUUGGUCCUGUUGUUGAUAUCAGUGUCCAUUUCCGAGAGCAUGGAGACAAUUAUGGUUUUGUUACAUUCGCUUAUAAAAGCGACGCUUACAAAGCUGUUGAACGCGGUAAUGAAAAUCCUUCUUUACCUCGAUACGAUUUAUGUUUUGGUGGACGUCGAGCGUUCUGCAAAGUAAAAUACGCUGAUCUCGAUGGAGCGCCAGGUAAUUCAUACGGUGGUAGAAAUAUGUUAAAAGGAGGUGGUGGAGGUGGAGGAGGAGGAGAUGAUCACACUUUUGAUUUGCUACUAAAAGAAGCUCAAGCAAAACUUCGUAAACGAAAGGUUUGACACACGUACUGUAUAUUAGUUAUAAAUAUAAUUUAACAAUUAUUAGUAUUGUUGAUGCCAUGAAAUUUGAUGAGGAAGAAUGAAUUUUUUUAAAAAUAUUAUAUUAAAAAUGAAAAAUCAUCGGUAGGAUUACAUUUUUCCUACUAAUUAUAAUAUAAUGGUACUUUAUUAAAAUGCACACACCUAUCUCAAUAAUUUUUUUUUCGAUACAAAACUCUCGCCAAUAACCUUUCGAGGUGAUAAUGUAGUUAACAAUACAGCUCAAGUUAUACUAUAUUUAUUAAUAUUGCAUUGAAAAAAUAUACUCCUUCACUCGAGACAAUGAUUAGUUAGAAAAAAAAAGUUUAAAUCUCUUGAAGACUUUUAAAUUAAAUUAAAUCAAUUUAAUUAAUUUUGAUAAUUUGUUUUCAAAACCUAUUUAAUAUCUUGAGAAUUUUUAAAAAUCAAAUUGAAUUUCUCGAUGAUUAUGAAAAAAAUAUGGUUGCGAUUACUCAAUAUUGUACUGAUAAUGAUGAUAACAAUUAACAUAAUCUAAUGAUUUUAAGUAAAAAAAAAAAAAUAAAAAAUAAACCUCGUGAUGUAAAACAGAAAAUUGUUCCUAUUAACUAACGCUUGAAUGAUGAAACGUUGAGAUUUUUUUUUCAAAUUCCAAGUCAAAAGGGUUACCAGAUUUUUAUAUUUCUUAACUAUUUGUCAAUUAUGCAGAAAAAUAAUUUGUCAAACAGUUUUUUUCGAUUAUUCUUAUAGCUUUAUUAUUGACAGCUUUUGUGAUGAUUAUAAUGUUGAUAAUAAUGAUAAUGUUAAUAAUAAUAGGGAUGAUAGUGAUUAUGAUAAUUAUGAUAAUAAUAAUAAUGAUGAUAUUGAUUGCUAAUGAUUAUAAUAAUAAUAAUGAUAAAAAUAAGAUAAAGAUAAUCUAAAAAGCCAAAAAUUUGGAAAAUUCAUUACAUUUAAAUAAAAUAAUACAUGCAGUGCUAUUAUUAUUUUUUUUUAAAGUAAUGGCAGGCAAUGUAAUAUUUUUUUAUGUAUUAGAUUGAGAAUUUACAUCAUCACUUUUUUAAUAAAAAAAAAAAAAUAAUAAUAAUAAUUAAAAUACUUUUUACGCUUUUUACUGUCAAGAAAAAAUAAUUGAACUAAACUUUUUAGAAAUAUAUUUACCGAGAGAAAUAGGUGUGUGAAAUAAUGCAAAAUAAAGAAACAACAACAAUUUAGGUAUUUCGAAUUCCCAUAGACUGCACAAUGGAUUUGAAUUUAUAUUCAAAUCAUUUGUAAAUGUUAUCGCGUUAAUUGCCAGGUUCUAUUUUCAAAAAAAUAUUGUCAAAAAAUAUAUAAUUGAUUUUUUUGAUACAAAAAGAGAAAAAAAAUAUACUAACAUAAUAAAUUCAUAAACUUUUAAUUCAAAUUUAUGAAAUAUUAAAAAAAAAAUUCAAUUAAAAUAAAUAUAUGAUUUAGUAAUAUAAUCUUAAAAUAAUGCAUGUUUAAAAAAAGAAAUUAACUUCUUAUGAAUAACAGUCAAAAGAAAAAUCUAAAAAAAAAAAAUAUGUAAUUUUAUAUUUUGUUUCAUUUUUUUUUUUAUUCUUUAUUCGAAAUUUAUAAUUAUAUAUAUAUAUAUAUGUAAGUUAUUAUGUGGCAGUUAAUGUGCUAACUUAAUUUUAUAUAUAUAUUAUAUACAUUAGGUCAAUAUUAGUCACGCUUAAAAGCCAGAAGUUGAUUAAGAAGUAAAAAUCCUCUAAUUAUUAAGUAAAUACUGAAUUCUAUUUAAAUAUUUCUUUUCUGUGUAAAGAAAUUUUUUUUUAAAAAAAAAGGGAAUUAAUUUUCCAUGAAGUCUCUUAUAUACGUUUCAAUAUGUCUUUUAUUGUGAUCAAUCAGUUGCCUUUGUUAUAAUUAACAAUUGACCUAAAUUUAUGGAUUGUCUGGCGUGUUUAAUUUUAUAAAUAUAUAAAUAUAAUCAAUUAAUUAAGAUAAUAUCAAUAAGUUUAGUAUUUCGAGUAGUGAGAGAGAAAGUGAGAGAGUGUUUGUGCAUAUGGGUGAAAGAGAAAAAUAAAAAAAAUGUAGAUUAUCGGUGUUUGAAAAUAUUUUACAGAAAAAAAUGAGUUGUUCAUUUUUUUUUUUUACUAAAAAAAAGCAUUUUUGUCAAUCAAUCUGUUUGAAUAUCUUAUAAGAUAAUUUACUUUCAAUAGUUAUUAAAUUACUAUUAUUAUCUUUUUAAAUUUUCUUACAGGUGAAUUAUUUUGAAAAUUUGAAUUAAAAAAUUUUUUUUAUGUCUUCACCGAUUUUCUACUAUUAUAAUUUAUAAUUUACUAUAUUAAAGAUAAUGUAAAGAAUAGUAUAGUAUAAAUAAGUUCACUAAGGAAAUUGCAUGACUCGCUCUAAAAAUAGAUUAUAAAGAAGUAAAAAAAAAAAAAAAAUUUUUUUUUUGAACGAAACCAAUCGAACAAAAAGCAAAACAAAAAAAUACUAAUGGAAAAAAUUGGAAACAAUUUCAAUUAUUAUGCUGCGCAUAAAAAUGUUGGUUAUACGAGUAAAGGAUGAAAUAAAGCAAAAGAGUUGUCUUUUUUUGGGGAAUAUUUUUUUUUUUUUUUUUUUAAAUGAAAAUGAAAACAGUUUUUUACACCUCAUUAUAUUUGUACAGCUUUUAAUAUUGUGUGUAAAGACAUUUUUAAGAACGAAUUGGUGCUUUUAUUUCAUACUUUAUUCUAUAUAAUUUUCGACUUUAAUUAAAAAAGAAAGAUAGAUAUAUUUUUUUUUAUAUUGUGUCACAUACUCUUUGUAUGUUCGUAAAAAAAGUUCUCUCAAACAUGAAAUUAUAGCUAGCCACGAUUUUUUUUGAUUCAAAUAAAAAUUGAAAAUAGUUUUAAUUUAUGAGAUAUUUAAUUUUAAAAAUCGUUAUUUAAAAUAUUAAAAAAAAAUCACAUUUAUUAAAAUUAUUUGAUUAUUUCUUACGAUUAAUUAGUUAUUUAAUUAAUUUAUUAAUAAAUUAAUUGGUUAAUACAUUAAUUUGAUAAUAAAAUCGCGGCUAGUUGUACUUUCAUGUAACAUGAAUUAUUAUUAUUGAAUAAUAUCGAAUUUAUUGUAAAAUAUUCAGUUUAUCAGGAAAUCAUAACUACGAUGUAAUAUAAUUUUGAUAUGUGAUAAAUGAAUGAUGCUAUACUUUAUAAAUUGUAUGUUGGAAGUAAGUAUAUAUAUAUAUAAAUAUUUAUAUAUAUAUAUUUAUAUAGGGCACUAUUACCAAGAAAAGAAUCGAUUUUUUUUCGAAAGACACGUUUCAGGAAUAUAUAUGUAACAAUAAUAAUUUAACAACAUUUAUGAAAAGCGAAAAUUUAGAUUUUAUUGUAUAAAUAGAUUUUAAGAAUUCUAAAUCACGCUUUAGUACUGAAGCAUGUAUUUCAAAAGAAUUGUAUUCGUUAAUAUGUAUCGGACGCCCAAUAAAGAAGUGGAAAAAUGUAA